This is a messenger RNA of Lasiosphaeria miniovina, 1746 nucleotides long. RefSeq names its product Calreticulin family-domain-containing protein. Gene Ontology annotation, cellular component: endoplasmic reticulum; endoplasmic reticulum membrane. The transcript is spliced from 3 exons. Gene Ontology annotation, molecular function: calcium ion binding. Lineage: Eukaryota; Fungi; Ascomycota; Sordariomycetes; Sordariales; Lasiosphaeriaceae. Bases 1 to 1746 code for a protein of 581 amino acids. The record is from RefSeq and is a predicted model, not a curated record. Gene Ontology annotation, biological process: protein folding.
AUGAGGUUCAACGUCGCCGCUGCCGCCAGCGCGGCGCUUCUCGUUAGCGGUGUCUACGCCCAUGGCGACCACGGUGACCAUGGCGACCAGAAGGUGCUCAAGGACGACAGCGCCUCGAGCGCGGCCGCCGAGUCAUCCACCGCGGUAGCACCGGAGCUACCGACUUUUACUCCCACCAAGCUCAAGGCCCCGUUCCUCGAGCAAUUCACAGAUGACUGGGAGAAGCGAUGGAAGCCAUCGCACGCCAAGAAGGACAGCAAGGAUGACGAGGAGUGGGCGUACGUUGGCGAGUGGGCUGUCGAAGAGCCCAUCGUCUACAAGGGCAUGGAGGGCGACAAAGGCCUUGUCGUCAAGAACGCCGCUGCCCACCACGCCAUCUCGGCGAAGUUCCCCAAGAAGCUGGACCCCAAGGGCAAGACCCUGGUUGUUCAGUAUGAGGUCAAGCUCCAGAACGGCCUCGAGUGCGGCGGUGCCUACAUGAAGCUCCUCCGUGAGAACAAGGCCCUGCACCUUGACGAGUUCUCCAACACCACGCCGUACGUCAUCAUGUUCGGCCCCGACAAGUGCGGCCACACCAACAAGGUCCACUUCAUCUUCAACCACAAGAACCCCAAGACUGGCGAGUAUGAGGAGAAGCAUCUCACUUCGCCUCCUGCAGCCAAGAUCGUCAAGACCACCGAGCUCUACACCCUCAUCGUCCACCCCAACAACACGUAUAUCAUCCAGCAGAACGGCGAGCAGAUCAAGGAGGGCAGCCUCCUUGAGGACUUCACCCCGGCUGUCAACCCCGCCAAGGAGAUUGAUGACCCCAAGGACAAGAAGCCGGAUGACUGGGUUGAUGAGGCCCGCAUCGCCGAUCCCGAAGCCAAGAAGCCCGAGGACUGGGAUGAGGAUGCGCCGUACGAGAUCGUCGACGAGGAGGCCACGAAGCCCGAUGACUGGCUUGUUGACGAGCCUCUGACCGUCCCCGACCCGGAGGCCCAGAAGCCCGAGGACUGGGAUGACGAGGAGGACGGUGACUGGAUCGCCCCCACGGUUCCCAACCCCAAGUGUGCCGAUGCUUCUGGAUGCGGCCCGUGGGUCAAGCCCAUGAAGAAGAACCCCGACUACAAGGGCAAGUGGACCGCGCCGCUCAUUGACAACCCGGCCUACAAGGGCGUCUGGGCUCCUCGCAAGAUUAAGAAUCCUGAUUACUUUGAGGACAAGACGCCUGCCAACUUCGAGCCCAUUGGUGCUAUCGGCUUUGAGAUCUGGACCAUGCAGAACAACAUCCUCUUUGACAACAUCUAUAUUGGCCACUCGGCCGAGGAUGCCCGCAAGCUGGCCGACGAGACCUUCUUCGUCAAGCACCCCUUGGAGGAGCUUGCCGAGGUUGCCGACAAGCCCAAGGAGGACGAGACCAAGCCCACGUCACCGACCGACCUCAAGUUCACCGACGACCCGGUCACGUACAUCAAGGAGAAGCUUGAUCUCUUCAUCACCAUCGCCAAGAAGGACCCGAUUGAGGCCAUCAAGUUCGUUCCCGAGGUUGCCGGUGGCCUCGCCGCCCUUACCGUAACUGCGAUUGCCAUCCUCGCCAGCCUCGUCUCGCUAGGUGGCUCUCCUGUUCCUGCGGCCAAGAAGGUUGCUACCGAUGUUAAGGAGAAGGCCAAGGACGUGAAGGACAAGGUUGCCGAGGCGGCGGCGACGGGGGCUGAGGCGGCCAAGGCGGAGGUGAACAAGCGGGCAACACGGAGCCAACAGUAG